Molecule: messenger RNA, 597 nt
Organism: Monomorium pharaonis (pharaoh ant)
Lineage: Eukaryota; Metazoa; Arthropoda; Insecta; Hymenoptera; Formicidae
Exons: 1
Coding region: 1-597 (198 amino acids)
Biological process (GO): DNA integration
Molecular function (GO): nucleic acid binding
Source: RefSeq, a predicted model, not a curated record
AUGGCAGAUCUUCCGGAGGCGCGAGUAAACGAGACGCCCGCGUUUCUACACACCGGUGUCGACUUCUUCGGACCGCUGUUCAUUAAAGAAAGAAAACUACGAAAUCGAUCGCGAAUCAAGGCAUACGGAUGCCUUUUUGUGUGUAUGACUACGAAGGCCGUACAUGUAGAAAUUGUAAGCGACUUGACGACGGACGGAUUUCUGGGAGCUUUCCGUCGCUUUACCGACCGCCGAAGCAUUCCGGAGCAUGUGUACUCCGACAACGGUACAAACUUCGUAGGCGCGAACAAUCAGCUUCGCGAACUUAACGCCCUAUGCCAAUCGGAAUUCUUUCAAACUACUGUCGAUACAUUCGCGGUCGCCAGGAACAUCAUCUGGCAUUUCAAUUCCUCCCUCUCGCCCCAUUUUGGUGGGCUCUGGGAGGCGGCGGUAAAAUCUUUUGAGCACCAUUUUAAACGCGUGAUAAAAGAGCAACUGCUUACAUUCGAAGUACUCAAUACGCUAGCAAUUGAGAUCGAAGCGAUAUUAAAUUCGCGUCCGCUUCGCUCGAUUUUAUCCGAUCCGAAUGACCCGAUAGCGCUGACUCCCGCUAUUUAA